CUAACUUUCCAAAAAGCCCCUUACCAACCGAAACUCAUCAUGCCUCCUAGAAGACAAAAUCCUCCUCGUCAACGAGCUGUUCGGGACAUAGAGAUGGAAGAACUAUGUCAACAAAUUCAAAGGCUUCAAGAAAGACUCGAACCUUUUAAGGGACAACAAGCUCAACACCCACAAGAUGAACCACAUGAGUCAGAAGAAGAUACUGAUGACAAGAAUCCCUUCCAUCACUUAAGGAAUGAUGAAAGCUCAUCAUCAACAGAAAGAGUUCAUUUUGAAGGUCGCCUUCAACCAGAUGAAUUUAUCGACUGGUUGCACACUGUGGAACGUGUGUUUGAACUCAAGGAUAUUCCUGACGACAAGCGUGUGAAGCUCGUCGCCAUCAAAUUAAAGAAACAUGCAUCCAUUUGGUGGGAGAAUCUCAAACGCAGUCGAGAAAGAGAAGGCCGCAGCAAAAUUAGAACUUGGGAGAAAAUGUGUCGGGAGCUCACUCGUAAGUUCUUACUUUACCGUUACUACCAAGAUAAUUUUGUUAAAUUUCAUAACUUGCAACAAAAAUCUUUGACUGUGGAAGAAUAUACUAUGGAGUUCGAACAAUUAAUGAUGAAGUGUGAUGUCCGAGAAAAAGAAGAGCAAACCAUAGCAAGAUAUCUUGGAGGAGUAGACAAUGACAUUUCCAAAGUAGUUCAACUUCAACAAUAUUGGACUUUGGAUGAUGUCAUUCGGCUAGCAUUGAGGGUUGAAAAGCAAAUCUCAAAGAAGAAUAUUAUUAUUGCUUCAAAACCACGAGAUUUUGAAGCUAGCCAAGGGACCCAAGCCUCAAAGAUUGUUGCUGAGACACCUGCCAAAGUUGAGAAGGAAGCUAGUUCAAGUUGUCCAGCCCAGCCUAACACUCGAAAGUGUUUUAAGUGUCAAGGAUUUGGCCACAUUGCCUCCGACUGUCCCAAUAGGAGAAUUAUCACCAUUAUCGGAGGAGAGAUUCAUGAAGUCUUAGAUGGUGAAGCAGAAAAGAAGAUUAGUGAUGAGAUUGAGCCACAACUUGAGGAAGAACUCAUCGCAGCUGACCAUGUAGAAUCUUUGGUUGUGCGUCGAAGUCCUCAUGAUACCAUAACCAAGGAUGAAGAUUGGCUCCGACAUAACAUCUUUCACACCAGAUGUACUUCUUGGGGGAAAGUUUGCAACGUCAUCAUUGACAGUGGAAGUUGUGAGAAUGUUGUGUCUAGUUAUAUGGUUGAGAAGCUAGGACUGCCAGUCGAAGAUCUUUCCCAUCCAUACAAGUUACAAUGGCUACGAAAGGGAAACGAGGCUAUCCAUGACGGCCAUGCCAACACUUACUCGUUUGUGAAAGAUGGUGUGAAGGUCAAGCUUACUCCCCUGAAGCCUGAAGAGACACUUGAAAAGAAGGAUGAGGACAAGGCUUUAAUCUCCAGAUCAACCUUUCAGAAGUUGCAUCAAGAAUCGAGGACAGCUUGUCUCUUGUUAUUAUCUAAAGUGAAUGAUGCCACUUCCCCUUUUCCAGAGGAAAUUCGAUCUCUCCUUGAAGAAUUUUCUAAUGUUGUUCCUGAUGAGACCCCUCAUGGAUUACCGCGAACUCAACGAAGCAAGGAUUCUAACAUGGUUGUGCCUACAAGACCAAACUUUCAGGUGACCAUGGAGUCUCUGCUACUUUUAAUGUUGCUGACUUAUCUCCUUACUAUGAGGAUCAUGAGCAUUGAACUCAAACUCGAGGACAAGUUUUCUCCAACCAGGGGAGAAUGCACCAGGAAAAAACAACAAGCAUGCAGAAACUACUCUGCAGCACCACUAGGCCGGUGCAACUUUGUCAACAUGACCACAAGUCUUGCUAACCUAAGUGGUGAAUUUGGCAAUCGAAUUUAUCGUAAUAGGAUUCUAAAUCUCGCCAAAAUCGGUGUUUCGGUAUCGACUCCUACGCCACAUAGCUUACCUGAAUUCAUGUAUGGAUCUUGUGUAAAUCAAAAGGUCUUCGUGGUUUGCUCAGAUGAAUGUGAUACUUGCUUGGCAGUUUGGCUUUUCAGCAAGGUGUCACCAACAUCACUUCCGCUACCAGAUUGAAAUAAGGGUUUUAGAGACUAAUUGCUGCAAGUUAAUUUGAAGAACCAGAGGCCUGCAAAAUGAUGUAUCCUUUAUACACAGCAUACAUAAUCUAUACAUCAGAUAAGUAGAUCUUAUACAGAAUGAAAUAAUUGACACUGGACAGACCUGAAUGCACUGGCAAUACUUGUUUUGAGCAAAUUCUUUUUUUACAAUUGUAUCCACUUUUAUGCCUGGCUGAAUAUAGACUUUUGUUAAUU
Molecule: messenger RNA, 2309 nt
Organism: Rubroshorea leprosula
Lineage: Eukaryota; Viridiplantae; Streptophyta; Magnoliopsida; Malvales; Dipterocarpaceae
Source: the annotation of a GenBank genome assembly